Messenger RNA from Fomitopsis serialis, 960 nucleotides. RefSeq lists its product as uncharacterized. The transcript is spliced from 10 exons. The record is from RefSeq and is a predicted model, not a curated record. Bases 1 to 960 code for a protein of 319 amino acids. NCBI's taxonomy places the organism in Eukaryota, Fungi, Basidiomycota, Agaricomycetes, Polyporales, Fomitopsidaceae.
AUGAGGGGGCUCGUAUACGAAGCGAAGAUGAUCCUCAAGCUCCUGGGCGAGUUCAAACCACCCAGAGCUACGUUCAGUACGGACCAGAUACCGGAUCUCACUGGUCGUGUCAUCAUAGUGACAGGCGGCAACACUGGGAUUGGUAAGGAGACGGUGAAGGUGCUCCUACAGCACAACGCGAAGGUCUACAUGGCAUCGCGAAGCCGACCGAAGGCCGAGGCCGCUAUCACUGAGCUGAAGGAGGAAACAGGAAAGGAGGCCAUCUUCCUCGAGCUUGACCUAGCAGACUAUGCAUCCAUUCAAAAGGCUUCCUCGGAGUUCCUAAGCCAAGAGCAACAUCUACAUGUGCUGUUCAAUAACGCUGGUCUCAUGGGGUGCCCCCUCGACCUCCUCGGCCCAGAUGACUACGACCUCCAAUUUUUCACUAACGUUAUCGGCCCGUUCCUGCUCACGAAGCUCCUCCUCCCCGCGCUCGUUGCAGGCAAGGCGUCCUCACCAGACGGCCACACCCGCGUGAUCACGACCUCCUCCUCGGGCGCGUACCUACAGACUAUCAACUGGGACACGCUCAGAGAUGGCCCGGCGCGGAGGAAGAUAUCGUCGCAAGACCUGUAUUGCCAGACGAAAUCUGCGAAUACGGUCGUCUCACGACAGCUGUCAAAACGCUACGCUGACCAAGGGAUCGUCGCUAUCUCGCUGAACCCAGGGAAUAUCGCCACUGAAUUGCAGCGGUACGCACCAGGCCCAGUGCGGUCGUUCAUGCACGCGACGUUCCUCUACCCUGUGGGCCCCGGCGCCCUCACACAGCUCUGGGCAGGCACGAUGCCAGAGGCUUUGGAACACAACGGCGGGUUCUUGAUCCCAUGGGCACGCGUUGGGGAGUGCAGGAAGGAGGCAUACGACGAUGCUUUAGGGGAGAAGCUGUGGACCUGGCUGGAGGAGGCGGUCAAGGAUAAGUAG